GGUCCCAGCCGGUUCAGGAGGGCAUCCGAAUAGCAGGUGGGCUCAGCCUUUUGUCGCUGCCAGUGGUGUCUGGAGGGGUUUGGGAUCAGCCCACAGGUCCUGGCUCCCCAGGAGAAAGAGUGAUCAAGUGAAGGAGUGAGGGGAGAAAGAGGAGAUUCUUGGAGUUGGAUAUCAUCAUUUCUGAGGACAUCUUUAACUGGACACCAAGAUUUCUGUCUCUAAGAAUUACAUGGCAGAUGCAGAAGAAACAAAAGACAGAAUCCAUGUUACUCACUAUUUCCUGAGCGUAGAAGAAGAUGAUCAAGGUCCAGGAAUUGCUGACACUGGAGGAUGUGGCUGUGGAGUUCAACUGGGAGGAGUGGCAGCUCCUGGGUCCUGCUCAGAAAGACCUAUACCGGGAUGUGAUGUUGGAGAACUUUAACAAUUUGGUGUCACUGGGGUAUCAAGCUACCAAAUCAGAUACACUCUCCAAGUUGGAACAUGGAAAAGAACCAUGCAUAACAGAAAACGAAAUCCAGAAUAGAACCCGUCCAGGAAUUGGGAAAGUUGACAGUCAUCUGCCAGAGCACUCUCAAGACCAAAGAUUUCCAAAGAGCCCGCAACAAUGCAGUGAACAGAAUGCAUUUAGAAAGAGUGUUCAUCUGAGCAAAACACGUUUAGCCCUAAUACAAAAUCAUACGUUUGACUUAUGUAGAAAAGCUUGGAAAUCAAGCUUAAGUUUAGUUAACCAGAAGAGAAGAUAUGAAAUAAAGAACCCUGUGGAGUUUAAUGGAGAUAAGAAAUUCUUUCUACAUGGUGAUUGUGAACAGUUGUAUUCUGGAAUUGAAUUUCCUGAAAGUAUAAAACACAUCAUUGCUAAGUUCCAAGUCCUUAAGCAUCAGAGGACUCACAAAAUAGAGAAAUCCCAGGCCUGCGUUGAAAGUGAGAAAACAUGCAUCAGGAAAUCUCAGCUUAUUUCUCAUGAGAGCAUUCAUAUAGGAGACAAACUCCAUCGGUGUGAUCUGUGUGAGAAAUCCUUCUCCAGAAAUAUCACUUUCACUAAACAUCAGAAAACUCAAACACAAGACAAACCCCAUUUAACUAGUGAAUGCAGAAAAGUCUCUACUGUGAAGAGCAGUCCCACUGUACAUCAGCAAACCCAAACAGGAGAGAAAUCCUACAUAUGCAGUGAGUGUGGAAAAGGCUUCACAGUGAGGCGCUAUCUGAUUGCACAUCAGCGAACUCACAGUGGAGAGAAACCUUAUGUGUGCAGUGAAUGUGGGAAAGGCUUCACCGUGAAGAGCAAUCUCAUUGUGCAUCAGCGCACUCACACAGGGGAGAAACCCUAUGUAUGCAGAGAGUGUGCGAAAGGCUUCACUAUGAAGCGCUAUCUUGUUGUACACCAGCGAACUCAUACUGGAGAGAAACCAUAUUUGUGCAGUGAAUGUGGGAAAGGCUUCACCGUGAAGAGUAAUCUCAUCGUACAUCAGCGAUCUCAUACAGGGGAGAAAUCUUACAUAUGCAGUGAAUGUGGGAAAGGCUUCACUGUGAAACGCACUCUCAUUAUACAUCAGCGAACUCACACGGGAGAGAAAUCUUACCUAUGUAACGAAUGCGGAAAAGGCUUCACCACAAAGCGCACUCUUGUUAUACAUCAGCGAACUCACACGGGAGAGAAACCCUAUGAAUGCAAUGAGUGUGGAAAAGCCUUCAGCCAGAAGAUAUGCCUCAUACAACAUGAGAGGUGUCAUACAGGAAAGACGCCCUUCGUAUGUACUGAGUGUGGAAAAUCCUAUUCCCACAAGUAUGGUCUCAUUACCCAUCAGAGAAUUCACACAGGAGAGAAACCCUAUGAGUGCAAUGAAUGUGGAAAAGCCUUCACCACGAAGUCAGUACUCAAUGUACAUCAAAGAACUCACACAGGAGAAAGACCAUAUGGAUGCAGUGAUUGUGAGAAAGCCUUCUCCCACUUGUCAAACCUUGUUAAACAUAAGAAAAUGCACAUAAGAGAAAUGAGUAGAUUUGGUCAAGUUGGAAAUUCCUUUAACAGGGAGGCACAGCUCAUUACUUAUGAUUGAACAAGAGCCCCAUUAAUGCAGUGACUGGGGAAACGCCUUCUGUGGCAGCUAAGACUUUGUUUAAACACCAGUGUUUCUAGCAGAGCAGAACGUAAUCAUGGUACUGCCUGUUAUCAGAUGUGUGCCCUGAGGAGAUGAAAGGAUUUGCGCAGGAGAUAAACCUGGUGAAUAUAUUGAAUGUGGUAGUGCCUUUGGUGAUCCUUACCUCACAUUUUCUGUCAAUGAAAACAUGUUGGAAAAACUCUGAUACAUUCAUUGUGGAGAUGCCUUGGGCAAAACUUUCUGACUUCAUUAUAUGUCUGAAAAGUAUAUACUCUAUAUUCUCCAACAAAUUCUGUGAAUGCAGAGACUAGGAAAGUCUUCAGUGGGAAGACAGACUUUAUUAUCAGGGAUCUUCAUUGAUCAUCAGUGAGCUCAUUGUUCAUAGAAAUAUGAUUUUUUUUAAAAAAAGGAAAUGUGAUGACCAUGGGAAUGUCUUUCCCCCAGAAAGAAGACCUCAAUGAGUGUCAGAGUUCACACUGGAGAAAAACUUUUAAGAGGAUAGUGUAUGUGGCAGGAUUUCAGUGACACAUUCUGCCUCAUCAUUUGUCAGGAAAUCAUAUAGAAAUUAAAACCUUUAUGAACAUGCUAAAGGUAGAGCAUCUUUAGUUAAAUAUCAGAGGACUUAAAAAGGAAUGAAGUCCUGUGAAAAUGAUAAAUGUUUGAGUGCUUUUUGUUACAACUCUAA
Eubalaena glacialis (North Atlantic right whale) is the source of this 2784-nucleotide messenger RNA. It is a transcript of the gene ZNF614, whose product is annotated as zinc finger protein 614. Gene Ontology annotation, biological process: regulation of transcription by RNA polymerase II. The transcript is spliced from 5 exons. NCBI's taxonomy places the organism in Eukaryota, Metazoa, Chordata, Mammalia, Artiodactyla, Balaenidae. Gene Ontology annotation, molecular function: DNA-binding transcription factor activity; RNA polymerase II cis-regulatory region sequence-specific DNA binding. Bases 297 to 2057 code for a protein of 586 amino acids. The record is from RefSeq and is a predicted model, not a curated record.